AUUCCCUCUGAUAUUGUUGUCUUAAAUAAUUAGCUUUCAAUGUUCAAUUUGAAGAGGAAUAUAUUCUAAAGAAGCAAGAAGCACUUACUCAUGCCCGUGCAUACCCAAACACACCAAAAGCCACCUCCUUUGUUUUGCCCAGCUUUACGGUGGUAGCCUACCAUCAGGAAUUUGGAGCGUUGAGAGGAGGGGAGUGUGUGUGUGGGUGUGCGUGUGUGUGCGUGUGUGCAUGUGUGUGUGAAGAAGGCGACUGUCUCCUCCCCUUGUCUCCCCCGCCCCUCGCACCCCGAAUGCCUUUGUGUGCGUGAGGCUCUCUCUGGGAGCCCCGGUUCUUCACGUGAGAAAUUGGUUCGUUUCUGAGCGCUGUAGUUAGUGUGCUUUUGGAAUACAACGUGGCUGAGGGUGUAAGAGACCCGGACGAACCAGAAGGACGCACGAGAAACCUCUGAGUUUCUUUUAAUUCACACGCACGCGAACCGCAGGCAAAAUAACGGAAAAAUUAGAACCUAACUUUGCCUUUACUACAACCUUCAUCCAUUAUUUUCCCUGUAUGUCUCUCACUGUAUCCAUCCUUGGGGAAAGGGAGUAACCUACAAAAGAGGAAGUGUGUAUGUAUGUGUGUUUUGGACUCAGGGUGCGAAAGCAACGAGCAGCGCGUGAAGAUGGAUUAACCGUUAAACGGAAAACUGGAGCAGCACGCGAGACCACGGCGAGGGGGAAGGGCGAGACGGGACUCUGGUAACACACACAACCCGCGGGACAGAGAUUCUGAUUGGACCAACACCAGGAUAAUGACGUCACCCAAAGCCAAAGCCAAGAAGAAACCUCCCAAAGACAGCAUGACACUUUUACCAUGCUUUUACUUUGUGGAGCUUCCUAUCGUCCUCUCCUCUCUUGUGUCUCUUUACUUUCUGGAGUUGACCGACCUGUUGUCCCCGGCAACCCCUGAGUUCCGUUGCUUUGAUCGCGACCUGUCGUUGCCCUACCUGGAGACAGGAGACGAACUUAUCCCUCUUCUGAUGUUACUGAGUCUGGCCUUCGCAGGGCCUGCUGCCUCGAUCAUGUUGGGUGAAGGGCUGAUGUACUGUCACCAGUCCAGAGUCAAACAGAGGAAAGCUGAAGGCUCCAUCAAUGCUGGAGGUUGUAACUUCAACUCCUUUCUGCGGAGGACGGUCCGCUUUGUCGGUGUUCAUGUAUUUGGUCUCCUGGCAACUGCCUUGGUUACAGACAUUAUCCAAUUGGCUACCGGUUACCCUGCCCCUUUUUUCCUGACGGUCUGCCAGCCCAAUUAUACGCUGCCUGGGAUAUCAUGUGACCAGAACAACUACAUCACACAGGACAUCUGCUCUGGCAAAGACCUGUAUGCCAUUCUGUCAGCUAGGAAAACAUUUCCAUCCCAGCAUGCAACUCUCUCUGGCUUCGCUGCUGUCUACAUCUCUAUGUAUUUUAACAGUGUAAUCAGCAGUAGCACUAAGCUGGUGAAACCAGUGCUGGUGUUCAGCUACUGUCUGGCUGCAGGUGUAGCCGGACUGACUCAGCUUACACAACACCGCUGUCAUCCCAGAGAUGUCUACGCGGGUUACGCCCUAGGAGCUGGCGUUGGAGUCUACCUGGCUCUGUAUGUAGUAGGCAACUUCAGGUUGUCCGAGGAGGACUGCCCCCCCCGGCCUCUCCGGCGGGCCGCCUCCCCACCACAACAGCAGAGGGAGGUGACACGGGGGCUGGCCCAGAGAAGACAGAGCUCCCAGCAGCAUGACUCUCUGUAUCGCUCCAAGACUCCCAGGACGUCGAACAGCAGGGAGGAGCUGGGCACUGGUCGCUGUAAGGUGCGGAGAGAGAAGUCCAGUGUAGCGUCCCUGAAGAGGGCCAGUGCUGACGUGGAACUCCUGGCUCCCCGCGGCCCCAUGGGAAAGGAAACCAUGGUAACAUUCAGCAAUACUUUACCCCGUGUCGCCAACGGCAACAGCAGCACCUCGCCUCCUGGAGACGACCCUUCCGGCCAACGUCACAUGACCUUUCACCUGCCUUUCGACCCCUGCCGGUCACAGCAAAGGGUCAGACCUCCACUGGUGCUGGAGUGGAGACAGCAACCCCCUGUGGAGAGACGGAGCGAAGACGAGGGAGGGGUGGACAGAUCUGGAGAAGGGGAGAUAAGAGCAGGCAGAGGGGGUGAGGCAGGGAUGAAUCCUCCCUCCCUCUAUCCCACUGUACAGGCAGCCAGUAGAGCCAUUGCCAUGGCUACCACAGCGCCAGCUCCUCUGGUGCAUAUCCCUGAGGAGGGGACUCGACACCCCCCUUCUGUCUCCCCGCUGCCUCCCUCUGUCUCCCCCCUCCCCCCCUCUGCCUCCCCCCUGCCUCCCUCUGUCUCCCCCCUGCCUCCCUCUGUCUCCCCCCUGCCUCCCCCUGUUUCCCCUAAGAGUGCAGUGACCCGCGCCAAGUUGAUGUCACUUAACCGGGAGGGGCCUAUCCCUGUGACGACCCCUCGCGUGCCCACCCUGCCGCCCAAUCAACCGCGAGUGGCCCAGGUCAUUGCCAUGUCGAAGCAGCACGGACCAAUCGCGUCCUCUGUCAAGAGCUCGGACUCCACGUCUUCCUGCGGGGGAGGGUCUUCAACGGCAAGCUCCGAUUCUCCGUACUACCGGAUGCCGUCCGAUCGCGACAGCCACGCCGGGAGUGUUAGCGGCAGCGUGGUCACCAUCGACGCUCACGCUCCUCACCACCCUGUGGUCCGGGUGACAUCCAGCGGCGGACCCGGGAGUAACGGAGCCCCGUGGGAGUGGAGGAACACCAUCAGCGGGAGCCUAGGGAGCGUUGGUGAGCAGGGUCAGAGGGGGUCACUGCAGCGCCAGGAGAAAAUCUCUGCGUCGGAAUACCGGGAAUACCGCACCCUCCCUGUGAAAUCGGACUCCAUUUGCUCCUCGUCUCCCAGCGAGACAGAUUCUGGGCCCCUGCCUCCCCCUCCUCACCCUAUCUCCUCUCCACUCCCCCCGCUUCCACCCUUCUCGUCCUCCCCCCUGCCUCCGCCUCCUCCCACCUCCUCCGCCCCACUCCCUCCCCCUCCUCAGCACUCCUACUCCCCCCUGCCUCCCCCUCCUCAUCCAGAUCUGCUGUUGGAUGCUCACCCUCUGCACCGCUCAAUGACGCUCCCCCGCCGGCCCACGGUCUCUGCCCACAGCCACGCCGACCAAGAGGUCUAUUACAAGACCAUGCAGACAGAGAGGAGGUUAUAACGCGACCUAGAAGACUAACACUGCUUAACUCUGCAGACUAAGCACUAUAAAGAUGACUGAGAAGAAUUAGAAGGGACAUUGAAGGGUUAUAGGGGGUCAUAGUAUACCUUACAGAGCAAGAGAUUACCUAGAGAGGCAGAGGAAGUUAUUCAAUGUGGCGAGAGGCAAGUGACUAUAUAAAUAGGUUGGAGUUGGUUUUAACUGAUAAUGUAGCCUGUUCAACUGUCACUGUCACUUAUAACGACAUAGGAGUUACAAUAAGAAAUAAUUCUAAGGCCAACAGAGAAUCCAGAAGAAACCAAAUGACUGGUCAACGCGAUGUGGCAGACAGGGGAGGUGAACAGGCUACUUUAAGUCAUGGUCUAACAAUCUAACAAUGGAGGUUAUAAGGAGAAAAACUCAAAGUCGAAUAGUAGACGUGGACUGCGUCAAAUCAUAAGGACUUCAGGAGCGUGGAGACGGCAUCAAUAUAGACAAAAAAGAUAGCGGGAACACUAGCAGCUCUAACGUUGGGGUUAACUCUACUACCAGCUUCAUUUACUACCCACGGUGCUGUUGUGUAUUUAGGACCUCUCUCUGGUGUCCUCUCCACUUACUGACUGUUGUAAAGAGAGGGGGGGGGUACUGUGGAGAUGACAAGAGGAAGCAGCGAAAGGAUUACUACAUUAUACAAAGAUGGAGAUAAAGACCAGAGGGGAUGAUUGGCUUAACAUUAUGGACAUACACACACCCACACACACACACACACACACACACACACACAUACACACACACACUGAACAAAACUAUA
Molecule: messenger RNA, 4020 nt
Organism: Esox lucius (northern pike)
Lineage: Eukaryota; Metazoa; Chordata; Actinopteri; Esociformes; Esocidae
Product: phospholipid phosphatase-related protein type 3
Exons: 11
Coding region: 792-3230 (812 amino acids)
Biological process (GO): phospholipid dephosphorylation; phospholipid metabolic process; signal transduction
Molecular function (GO): phosphatidate phosphatase activity
Source: RefSeq, a predicted model, not a curated record